GAAUAUUAAAUGUUAAAUGGCAUCUCAUGCAGAAAUGCUGAUGUAGCAUGUUGCCCUGUGUUAUAGCUGGGAUGGCAUACUCUAUCAAAAGAACAAGUUGCUUGUGUAAUGACUUCCUCUCUCUAUUAUGUGUGUGUGUGUGUGUGUUGCGGAUUUGCUGGUCGAGCGCAUGCCUCCCUCUGCCUUGCUCCUUAUAGUGCCGGGCGGGAGGCAGGAAUUCUGACCGAGUGGUACGGACAUCGCCGCCGGAGACCACAAACACGAAGCUCUCCCUUUAAACAAGGUCUCAUGAUCGACAACUCUUUCAAUCAGUUGUCCUUGCGUGGAGGAUCAGGGCGAACGCACUUAAAGCAAAGCGCGUGAGUGACAGUGAUAGUGGAGCUGAACAUCAGGAGCAGCAGACACUCAAGGAAUCCAGAGGACGAGCCUGCAGAUUUUGACCUGUUGAUCAUGCAUCAGCUGUCUGUGACUUCCCUGAUCCUCUGUCUGUGGCUGCUGGAGCGCUGUCAUGGCAACAGUAGCUUGGGCAACAGCCUCAAUGAUCUACACACACAGUUUGGCGUCAGCCUCUACCAAACACUCACAGAGACAGAGAACAACUCCAACCUGAUCGUGUCUGCAGCCAGUGUCUCGUUGUGUCUGGGUCUUCUGCAGCUCGGUGCCAGGGGAAACACUCUAGCACAACUUGAGGGAACUCUGGGAUAUGACGUGAAUGAUGCUCGAGUGCAGGACAUUCUGUCUCGGCCACAAGGAGACCUGGGUAAUUCCAGUGAGGGGGUGCGGCUUCUGUUUAAGAUGCAGAGCAGGUUCAAUCUGAAGCCUGUUUUACAGUCUCUCGGUAUCUCUGAUGUCUUCAGUCCCUCAGCUGCUGAUUUUAGAGGCAUCUCAGAUGGGGAAGGGCUUUUUGUAUCAGAGGCUUUCCAUGAGGUAAGAAUAGAAGUGACAGAGCAAGGGACAAAAGCAGCUUCAGCUACAGCAAUGGUGCUAUUGAAAAGAUCCCGUUCAGCAGUUUUUAAAGCAGAUCGACCAUUUCUCUUUAUCUUACGGCAGAUCAGUACAGGUUCAUUGCUGUUUAUAGGUCGAGUUCUGAAUCCAGCCGAGAUGUCUUGAGAUGAUACAUGCAAUCACAACUGCUUCAAAUGAUAAUCACACAUAGGCGGAUACAUUUGCAUGAUUUUGCCAACUUAACUCACCCCUCCUCCCUCAUGGGUGGGGGGUCAGAGGGAUAUCUGAGGACUGUUAGGAGGGUCCCCUGAUGCUUCAGGAAGAGGGACGAGACUUUUGUACAUAUCUGUAAAUAAAAAUUUAAUUACA
Messenger RNA from Sinocyclocheilus anshuiensis, 1314 nucleotides. It is a transcript of the gene serpine3, whose product is annotated as serpin peptidase inhibitor, clade E (nexin, plasminogen activator inhibitor type 1), member 3. Bases 451 to 1110 code for a protein of 219 amino acids. Gene Ontology annotation, biological process: negative regulation of endopeptidase activity. The record is from RefSeq and is a predicted model, not a curated record. Gene Ontology annotation, molecular function: serine-type endopeptidase inhibitor activity. The transcript has 8 exons. Lineage: Eukaryota; Metazoa; Chordata; Actinopteri; Cypriniformes; Cyprinidae.